AUACUAUAUGAGAUGAGGAAGAUAUAAGAGAGACUCUAGAGCUCGUUUAUCAAAACAUAUAGGUACAUUUAAUUCAGCUUUUGACUACAACUGUAAAGAUCCCGAUCUGAAUAAAUUCGUUCAAACUAACAGUACAAUUCGCCGGCAGCCAGUCACCACCACCGUUGCACCGCCUUGAAUGUAGAAACCAUUGGCGGAGUGCGUAUACCACAUUUCUGGCAUUCUUUGAAAUUCGAAAACGGAGAUUUUCGAAGCCUCUAGACAAUUAGAGCUUGCACCAGCUUCUGUUCAUUUCCAGUCUCCGUGACCGACCAAUGGAAUCUGAAUCCGCUAGUUCAUCUCCACAACUCUCCGCUAAACCUUCUGAUGCUGAAGCUCCCAAGCCAAUUGCUUCCCAGAAAGAUAAUUCUGCUCAGAACACAUCUAAGACACCUGCAUCAGCCAUAUCAUCUUGGGCGCAAACCUUAAACUUUCCACAGCCUGUAGCACCUGGGCAGCAGGGGUCAACGGUUGGAGAUUCUGGGACAUCUUCCUUCUCACGUUUUGCUAGUGGACUUGGUUUGCCAUUCACUUCAAAAGCUUCUGCAGCAAAUGAUCGCGCUGGAGGCAACUCACCAACCACACAAUCAAAUGUAUUUGAAUCAAUCGCCAAAGGGCUAAUCGACACAUCUCUGAAUGCUGUGAAGGCUGUGCAAGUUAAGGCACGACAUGCCGUAUCUCAAAACAAGCGAAGAUACCAGGAGGGUGGAUUUGAUUUGGAUAUGACUUACAUAACAGAGAAUAUCAUAGCUAUGGGUUUCCCUGCAGGCGACAUGAGCUCUGGUUUCUUUGGAUAUGUUGAGGGGUUCUAUCGAAAUCACAUGGAGGAAGUGAUCAAAUUUUUCGAGACUCAUCAUCAGGGAAAAUACAAAGUUUACAAUCUUUGUUCAGAGAGAUUGUACGAUGCUUCAUUAUUUGGAGGAAAGGUUGCAUCUUUCCCAUUUGAUGACCACAACUGCCCGCCAAUUCAUCUUAUUAAACUGUUUUGCCUAAGUGCAUAUUCAUGGUUGAAGGAGGACAUUCUAAAUGUGGUAGUUGUACACUGUAAAGCUGGAAUGGCGAGGACAGGACUUAUGAUAUGUAGCCUCCUUUUGUUCUUGAAGUUUUUCCCAACAGCUGAGGAAUGCAUCAACUAUUAUAACCAAAAAAGAUGCAUAGAUGGGAAGGCUCUUAUUCUUCCAAGUCAGAUUAGGUAUGUAAAAUAUUUUGAGCGCAUCUUGACUAAAUUUGGCGGUGAAGCUUCGCCUGGACGUAGGUGCAUGCUGAGAGGAUUUCGAUUCCACAAGUGUUCAUCCUGGAUAAGGCCUUCAAUAACUAUAUCUGGUCACAGUGGCAUCCUAUUCUCAACGAAAAAGCAUCCAAAGACUAAGGACCUAAUGCCUGAAGAUUUUUGGAUACGAACACAAAGAAAAGGAAUUAUGGUUUUUGCUCUACCAGGUGAACCUGGUCUAACUGAGUUGGCAGGCGACUUCAAGAUCUAUUUUCAUGAUCACCAAGGAGAUUUUUAUUGCUGGUUGAACACGUCAAUGAUGGAAAACAGACUGAUUUUAGAUGUUUCAGAAUUGGAUGGCUUUGAUAAGAGGAAACUACCAUCUCCAGGAUUCAAAGUUGAGAUUGUGAUGGUGGAUUAUGAUGGAAAUGUUCCAGUAAAGUCCAAGGCUGAUAGUGCUUCCAAAGGAAAGGACCCGAGACAAGGAAACAUGUCUUCAUCCAGUGAAGGAACUAAAGCUAAUUUGAACAAGAACAAGGUGUCUGGGGGACAAAAUCGUGGUGAUGAUGUAUUUUCAGAUAGUGAAGGGGAGGAAGGUACACCUUCAAGUACAAGAAGUCAGACAAGAGCUUCACAAACUGCUGCUGCAGGUGUUGAUUCUGGCUCCCAAAAGGAGCAGAUUGCCAACCUAACUCAUAACAGCGAACAACUUUCUCUUAGAAACAUCGAUCCUAAAAAUGGUGCAAGCGAGAUCAAGAGUGAAACAGUUGAGAGAGCUGCUAUUCCCAAUCUCGGCUCAAGUGAUAUUAAAGCCAUUGCAGCAGAUGCAUCUGUGUUUAGUUUUGGAGAUGAUGAAGAUUAUGAAAGUGAAUAAUCCACAAAAUGUAUUUGAUCAUUGUUUCUUUUCUCAUAAGAAUAGUAGUAGUUUGUUCGAGUCAGAGAAUUCUUCACCUCUUUGGCGCAGUUCAACCUUAAGUUUUUCUCAUUGCCCUCCCUUUGUUUGGCUCAUCUGAGGUUUCUUUACCUUGAAACUAUCUUUAUAUUGCUUUUAGCCUUUUAGGUGUUCAGAAUAAUCAUCAGGGGCUAUCUUAUGAAUACACAAUUCAUGUACCAAGAAAUUAUGAACUAAUCAAACAUCUUGUAUGA
Molecule: messenger RNA, 2395 nt
Organism: Solanum dulcamara
Lineage: Eukaryota; Viridiplantae; Streptophyta; Magnoliopsida; Solanales; Solanaceae
Product: phosphatidylinositol 3,4,5-trisphosphate 3-phosphatase and protein-tyrosine-phosphatase PTEN2A-like
Exons: 13
Coding region: 315-2123 (602 amino acids)
Biological process (GO): dephosphorylation
Cellular component (GO): cytosol
Molecular function (GO): phosphatidylinositol-3,4,5-trisphosphate 3-phosphatase activity
Source: RefSeq, a predicted model, not a curated record